Messenger RNA from Erigeron canadensis, 1276 nucleotides. RefSeq lists its product as uncharacterized. The transcript is spliced from 11 exons. The record is from RefSeq and is a predicted model, not a curated record. Bases 68 to 997 code for a protein of 309 amino acids. NCBI's taxonomy places the organism in Eukaryota, Viridiplantae, Streptophyta, Magnoliopsida, Asterales, Asteraceae.
UGCCAUCGAACCGUUUUUUAAUUAAACAAUGUUGUUGGUAAAAUUCCAAGGAUAAAAAAAAAUCAAAAUGAAUGUACUCAAUGUGAGUUUAAAAGUUAUCCUUAUUAUUACAGUAGGAAUUCAAUCGGUGUAUAGUAGCGAGGCAGCAGUUUGCGAAUACAGUUAUAAUGAACAAAACAAAGUCUACAACUACAAUUUGGCUGCUGCUUCUUCUAAUUUCCCCCAUGGCAUUCUCAGCCCAGACGGAUAUUACAAGGUGUCUUCUAAUGGAACAGUGGUUUGGUUUCAGCUAUGUGAUGCAAUGAUUUUCAACCAUGACCCUCCGAGAUGUUUUGAUUGCUUCGGUUGUGGUGAGUCAGCUCAGUGCGGCAUGGGUUGCAGUGCACUCAUGUCUAAUAAUUUAUUUGGUACGUUGUUGAGAAAAACUCUUGUGUAUGAGUUUGGUAGUAGUUCAGAUAACAGGAACUUGUUCAUAUGCUGUAGUAAUAAAUUCGAGGGCUAUCCAAUAUGUACUACUAUUGGGCUAACAUCAACCAUUACUACAGAUCUCAUAGAUAAAAGAAAUCCUCACACGGGUCUUCUUGUUAAAAUGCGGCAUGAUAGGCCAGAACUGAAUUGUUCACUCUCUGUUUAUGUUAUAUGCGAUUCAAAGCAAGUUCAAGGACCGACGACACUGGAGACAGUUAAUCUAUGUAAUUAUGCUACGCAGCUGAGGCAUCCGUCUGCUUGUGCCCAAAUUGUAUCUUCAAGUAGCAAUGGCUUUGGCUGGUUUGGUACCCUCCUGAUCAUUAUUUUGUGUCCCUUUGGAGGUUACCUAUUAGCAGGAGCUGCUUAUCGCUUCUUCUACCUUGGCAUUCAUGGCAUAGAUAUUGUUCCUAACUUAGAAUUUUGGGCCAACUUGCCACAUAGAGCACAGAGUGCCAUUAUGUCUUUGGUUAGAAGAUUCAGAGGACACUCUAAAGAUCACCGUAGCUCCUAUUCUCCUGUAGCCUUCUGAUCUGCUCACAUUGUUUCCACGGAGUAAGAUUUAUAUAUGCCCUUUUCACGGGAAAAAUCAUCUCUUGAUAUGAUUGUUAACUGUAAUACGUGUUUAGCUAUGAGUUGUACUAUGCGGUUUUUGCUAUUUUUUUUUUUUUGUAUUAUCUAGAGGACAUUCAUUUUGGUCACUAGCCUAUUUACAAAUGGACAUGUAGAUUUUCCUGGACAAUGUAAGGGAGUUUAUGCAGUUAUAUUUAAUUUGGUAAUGCAUACAUUGCCAAAAGUAGCAUUUGAUGAA